Cotesia congregata is the source of this 10452-nucleotide messenger RNA. The record is from the annotation of a GenBank genome assembly. NCBI's taxonomy places the organism in Eukaryota, Metazoa, Arthropoda, Insecta, Hymenoptera, Braconidae.
AUGAAGUCUGAGUUUAAUCACAAAAGCAAAUGCGAUAUUACCCUCUUGUGUGCGGCUUUCGUAAUAAGAGGAGCGGAGGUUACAAAAAAACCCGUAUCAAAACCCAAACGAUCAGUCCUAUCCUCAAAAUUACACCCUGUUCAUUCUUACGACGACCUUACCGACAAUGAAAGCAACCUGGCAAAGGGGAAUCCCUGGUACUUUAACCCCAAUAGCGACUCUAGACCUAAGAUGGCGCCUCGCAUCAACGACUACCAACUCGCGGAUGAAUCUCUGGCGAAAGCCAAACAGGACUACCAACUUUACCCACUGGCGAAAGAAUUGUACGUUCUGAGGAACCACCCAGCGUUCCGAGAGGUCAAAAAUCGGGAUGUUAGGCGCAUGAGCCCAACAUCGGCGAUUUUGGGCUUCAAAGCUCAUUUGCAUCAUGAUGUUGGUGACAUUGGAAGAUCUUUUGUCCACAGGCCGACCAAGAAGGACCUGGAGAACGAGGAGUACCAGAAUCCACUCCAGCUUUUAGACGAUGCUGAUGAUCAGGACGUAAAUCAGUUGCCUGUUCAGCUGCUGGAUGACGUUGAUAAGGUAGAUCACGGACCAAUCCGCAGGCAAUAUUCAGACCUGGGCUAUGACGAAGGCUACCUAGACAAGGACCAGAUGGAACACUACCUGACUAUGAAUCGAAAGCCGUUAGAGUUUGACAAAAGCUUCCGGAGAUACUUUAACUCUGAUCGGCAUGAUAAUCUGGACUAUUUAGAAAAGUAUUCCAAGGCGAUGGAUCGCCUGGGACGUAACUCCCUGGUGUUGGAUGAUGCGGCGAACGGAGGUACAUCAAGGGAUGGAGUGGAUAAUGGUGAAGUUAGAUCCAAGUCACUGGCAAUGGCGAUUGAACCGCUGAAUGGACAACUUCAGCAGCUGGUGGAUUCGGUCCAGCAGAUCAACGAGCAGCUGAGGGAGCAGGAAAAGCGUGAAGUUAAGGGCAAGGAAUCCAGGAGGAAGCGGCAAGUUUCUGAUGAUGACUGUAAAGAUUACGUGAACGUUGAAGCGGAUGUUAAACAUCCGUUGGAGCAGACGGUGACUUGCACUUGCUACCGGGUUGAAGAAACUAGUUCAGGUGGUAGUACUAAAUCUGUUCCUGGUGCUCCUUCUACAACGCAAGCUACUACGGGUAUAGACGCGAUUUUGGGUGGAAUCAACUCGAUAUUGCCGAGUACGCUUAGUCCUGAGACAUCUACCAGCUGUCCAGUGAUACAAAAUGUUCGUGUUGAAGAAAUAAUGGACGCUGGUGGAAGAACUAACUGUUCCUACAGAUUCUUGAGAACUAAUGAUGUGAAAUUGUUGGAAAUGCUGUUACCGGUUGUAAUGAUUCAGAACGUGACGGCAGAGGGCAUCAUGGUGAAGGUUCCUAGUCGUAGGGAGAGGUUCGUCAGUCUGGAGGCUGGAAAUAUUGACGAGAGCCUCAAGAAAUUGGGAAAAGAACGGCGUUGGGGUUUGAAGUUAAAGAACCAGCUUAGGAACGCUGACAAUAAGAGAUGGAGCAUCAGGCUGAAUUUACCAGGUGUCGAACAGCUUAAAAAUUCGGUUAAGAGGAAAGCUGAGGAGAAACAGAAUGAUGGAGAACUGUUGAAUACGUACUUGGAGAUGCUGGACAAGGAAGAGGAGCAAGAGAUGAAGGAUUAUGAGGAAGGAAAGAAGGAAAAAAGGUCACCGGAGGGUAAAGUCGAGAAGAAAUUGAGUGGAAGUCAAGGCCAGGUGGUCAAAGUUGGAAGAAGGCUGAUGGCGGUGGAAGAAGAUGAGGAGGAAGAAGAUAAAGAGAAGGAAGAAAAGAAAAAGGAAAAUAAAAUUCCUUUUGGUUUGGCUAUUUUGAAAAUCUGCGAUGUAACGAUUCCAGAUCCUUUUGAUCUGUUGAAGAAGAGUGAGACUAACAAGAAGAAUAAGACGGAUAAAGUUAAAGGGAAGCUAUCGCCGUUUAAAAUACCUGGGAUUCAUGAGCUUGCGAAAGUUGCGAAGGAGAAGAUGAAGUACACUCCCAGUACGGAAUUCCCGACUGUCACUAUUGGAGAUCCUAUGGAUAUGCUGGAGGAAGAGAUGAAACAAGAAAAGACGAAGGAAGAGAAGGGUGGUAAGGCUAAAAGUUCAGGAUCGGGACGUGUUAUUGAGUAUUUUAAGAGUAAGAAAAUUCCUGGUCCUUUUGAGUUGGCUAAAGCCGUGAAAGCGAGAAAGGAAAAGGAGAAAGAGAAAGAAAAAGAAAAGGAGACGAAAAAGACGACUUCAAAGAAACCGGAACGUAGUGUACGGUACAAAAGAUUCGGAAAGAAAGACCCAACAGAUUAUUAUAUGCUGGAUCUGACCCAAACAGGAGACUCUGAUUUAGGAGACUUUAACCUACCCGGUAUGCCUGCAGUUUCUAACUUCAUUGAAGAUGAGCCUUCGACGGAGUAUUUGGCGUACACUCUGCCCGACUUUGACGUAAACAAAGAAUCUGAUCACUCUGACUUGAACUCUGAGCAGACGACCCCGAUGUUCAUGGACGAUCUUACCGUGUCUAUGUUGACGAUCUACCCUGACACAGAGUUAGCUCCAGAAACUAGUAAGUCGCGGUUAAAAACAUCUAUUUUGAGUCACGAGGCUGUUGAGACGGAAGAUUCUAAUUUGCUAGAAGUUACAGAAGGGACUCCAAGUAUGAAGAAAACUAAUCCUGCUAUUUUUGAAACAGAGACGUCCAUUUUGCUGGAGUUGGAGAUUGGUCUCAUGACUGGAGCUCCAACAAAUCCGACUACGGUAGGGACUACUAUGUCUAGUACUACUGCUAGUACUAUUAGUUCUACUACUGACGCAAUCGUUGGAUUAACCAAAGAAAAUGACACUGCGGGAUUCAUUGAAUGCAUGUCAUAUACUGAAUCUUCUACAGAAUCAACGACAACUGAGUCAACUUUAGAGACUAAUGCCACAGAGACUGAAACCAGCAAAACAACAGAAACAGAGACUACGACUCCUGAAACAACUAGCACUACCGAAACGACCAGCACAACUUUGAUGACAACUUCGACUACCGUAGCAACAACGAAAAGUAGAUGUGAAAUCUCUAAAGAACAGCUUCUAAAACAGAGUGAAAAGCUGGAAAAACUCAUCAAAGACCUAGUUGAUAAGGAAAGAAAGCUGGUCUAUGAAGAGGACGAAGCAGGACAGCUUAUGCGAACCUGGCAAGACCAAAGAGAACGAUGUGGAUUCCUCUGGGACCUCUUCUUUCCUAGACCACCUCCAAGACCUAGACCAACUAAACCUACCAGAAGACCACCUACGACUAUUGGUAGGUUAAAUAUACUGAGUACUCCAGUCCUACCAAUUGAAGCUACUAAAAGUAUUAUCAGUAAAGCUGAAGAAGAAGAGGUGACAACCGCUUCUGUUUCACAGCUGACUGAAAGAGAAACAUCACCAACUGAAGGUCAUACUUUGAAAACAGAGUCUCCCAGCACAGAGACUGUUCCUCAGCUAACGGAAACGGAAACAUCACCAACCGAAGAAAGUACUCUAAGAACAGAGCCUCCGAUUCCCAGCCCUGAAACUGCUACUCAGCUGACAGAAACAGAAACAUUCCUAACCGAAGAAAGUACUUCUAGAAGAGAGUCGCCAAGUCCUAACACGGAAACUGUUUCUCAGCUGACUGAAACAGAAAUAUCAGCUACCGAAGGAAGUACUUCAACAGCAGAGUCUCCAAGUUUCAGCACAGAGUUUGUUUUGUCAAGAACAACAUCAGUCACUCAACAGACAACGGAAACUGGAAAAUCAACAACAACGGAGCAUUUUUUAUCAUCGAUCACGAACAACGAAAGUUCUGCAUCUGUAAAAGAGUCACCAAGCUCAACAUUGCCAACAAAUACUCCUAGUUCGUCUUCAUUGCAGACGAGUGAAACUAGUGAAAAUUUGACAGAGUCUACGUCAGAAAUGGUUUUAACUUCAAUUGCUCAAUCAUCAACAACAGGAUCUACGGUGUCUUCGAGUUCUAGUGUCUCAACAGUUGUUCCGACAACUUCAACUAGUGAAUCUUUGGUAACUUCUACAAUCAGUGAAACUGCAAUAAGCUCAACAGAAUUUUCUACGUCGGAAGAAAUUGGUGGUAAAGAAAGUUCUACUGUUUCUCCUCAAUCUUCAGUAAUUACGGAAGCAUCUUCACUUGAAUCGACUGGACUCUCAUCAACAUCUUUAGGACAGUCGACAUCUCCAACUUAUGAGACUACCAGCGCCACUGAAUCGUCGACAGUUACAGAAUCUACAUCUCUUCCUGUAGAACAGUCAACAAUAUCUUCAACAUCUACAACAAAUGUAAUUGAAUCUUCGACAGCUGCAGAAUUUACAUCAGUUACUGAAGAACAGUUAACACAAUCUUCAACAUCUUCAACUACAACUGCAAUUGAAUCGUCUUCAGCUGCAACAUCUGUAUCAUCCUCUGUAGAACAGUCGUCACAAUCUUCAAGUCUUGAAGCUACAAAUGCGACUGAAUCUUCCACAACUGCAGAAUCUACAUCAAUCGCUGCAGAACAGUUGACGGAGUCUUCAACCUAUUCUUCAAUGUCUACAACUGAGAGUGAAACUGAACUGUCAACCAUGCAAGCUACAUCAGCUGUUGAUGAAAUUGAAACGACAACUAGAGGCAAGGCCAAAGACAAAGGCAAUUUCUUUCGGUUCCCGCAUACGAAUCUCGUUACUCAAGCUCCUCCACAACCUAAACAUCUGAUUAAAACUAAAACACUGGUAUCUUCAACCGCUAAUGCUGCUGAAUCUUCAACACUGGAAACUAGUCAAUCAUCAGAAGAACAAGCUGAGACUUCAAAAUUAACUUCUUCAACAUCAAACGAAGCUCCUGGAUCAUUAUUUCCAGAGACUGGCGUAGUAACUGAAGUUUCUACAGAUGCUGAUAGUUUAACUAAAUCUAUACCUGAGACUUCAUCCUCUUUAAAUGCUGAGUCUUCUACAAUUGAAGCCACUAAAUCCUCUUCGAGCACAUCAGAGAAUGCUGCAUCAUCAGCAAUGACAUCAGCGUCUUUGGAAACUAGCCAAUCUUCCAAGAGUGUUGCAACAUCUGUAUCGUCUCCAAGCUCUACUCAAUCUUCAAAGUCAACUUCACAACAAAUUACUUCUCCAAUCGCUUCAACACCAUCAGUAGCAUCCACGUCAUCUGUCAGUCUCACUGCUUCUAUUACAGCCUCCAAUGGUACAAUCCUACAAAUGACUGGAUCCCCAGGAUCGUCAACAACUGGAAUAAAAGGACGUGAAGAGAUUUUAGAAGAAAAACUUGAAGAACUGGAAAAAGAAGUAGACGAACGCGAGAAAGAAGUUGGUGACCUUGAAAAUCUACUAGAAAACCAAGAAGAGGAGUUUGAAAAGAAAACAGAAGAGUUGGAAGACUUGAUAAAGGCAUCGACUGAGAAGAAGUACACACUUCCAGGUGACCUUGAAAGCACCAGUACUCUAUCUCCUGAAGGAAUUCAGAUUGAAAGUGAAGAUUCUCGAUACGUUUACGACCCUGAAGAAGAAGUUUGGCGUGAAAAGCUGGACAUAGUGGAUCCUGAAUACAACCAGACUUCGAUGGAGUAUGAAGACUGCACGAGCACGACAUUGAAUUCUGAAGCUGUGAAUCAGGAGACUCGUAGGGAACGAAAACUUCUGGCUAUGUCUCCUAACUCUGUAACGGAGUCAAAAGGUUCUGAUCUUAAGGACAAAACGAUUAAACUGACUGUUCCAUCCUUUGUGCUCAAAGAUAACGAAUGGGUUAACCAAGACCAAGACCAAAAUCUUCCUGAGCCAGUCAUACCAAGGAACUUCAUUCAAGGUUACACUCGAGUCUAUCAGCAGUGGUACAAAGUUCCUCAGAAAAGCUUUACGCCGCGCAAGCAUGUAACCAAGCAAUCCUAUCAAGAAAUGAGUAAGAUGGUCGAGAUUGCCAUGCUGGAAGAUGAGAACGACGAAUUGAUCAAGAAGGAGCAGUUGUUAAAGCAAAUUCAAGAAGCAUUGCAAAUAUCGAAGCAUGAAUUGCGUCGGGUGAAGUCUUCUAUUCUAAGUAAUGCAAUGCGAAAACGGGCUAAGCGUGACAUUGGUUUAAACGGAACAUCUAGUUCGUUUGUUACCGGGACUUUGAAUAGUUCUCUUGUUACUGACAGUGAUAGUACUUCUGGUGUUUUUAAGACUUCCAACUCUUCUCAUGUUUUUGAGAGUUCCAAUACGGUUGGUGUUUUUAAGACUUCUAACACUUUCAAUAUUUCUGGAACCUUUGGUAUUUCCACAACUCCAAUGUCAUCGCCAACAAGAUUGAGCAGCUUCCCAGCAACUGCAACCAAUGAUACUAAAAACUACGUAACACGCAAGUCCAGUUAUACUGUGCAUGUGGUCCAUCUAGUCUAUGACGAUGACUUAGAAGGUCACAGAGUGAAACUAGUGAGUCCAAGUCAAGAAGAUUUGGUAAUCGAUGAAGGUCUAGUUACUUCACAAGAAACUAUUCCAAGCACCACAGAAUCAACUACUGAGACCAUUGAAGAAUCGACGACUUCGUCAACUAUGUGUCCACCUUGCGGACAAACUGCUUCAAUGCCUUGGCCGACUGAAGCUCCAGACAAGUAUCACAUUGGAGAUACUCAGUCUUGGCAUAAGGAAAUUCCUGCUCCUUGUGUCCCGGUUAGAGUUGAGAAACGUAGAUCUGAACUGCGUGAUGGAUUCGUAGAUAAUUUGAGAAAAAAUUUGGAACGGCAGCUCGAAAAGUCGGUUCUAUCGGGUAAGAACAGCUGGAAGUUUAAAUUUGGGCCAAACAGUUCAGAUGAUCGUGACUUGUUGAAGGAAACCAUGAAAGAGUUCAAUAUUUUUAAGACCGAAACUUCUACGGAGUUUUCAGUAGAUGCUCUGAAAAGAUGCUUGGAAACUUCUAAAAACUAUCGUGCUAGCAAAAGUUACCAGUCUGGUGACGAUAGUAUCUCAAUUCUAAAACUAGACGGCCCAGAAUUAGAAGAGUCGAAUGAGCUGAUGUCACCAUCAGAGUUCUAUUGCAUCUACAAAUACGGCUUUUCACAAAAUGGCGAUUCUGUACCACGAAGACAUCUUCUUGCGGUUAAUCAUGGGCCGGUAAAAUCUAGAUCUGCUGGCAAAACAUUGAAGAAGACUUCAACACACCGGGUAUCGAAAAAAGAAAACAAACACAAGUUGAAGAAAUCGGUUGGCAAAAAGAAGAAAUUGGGGAGUCAGAAAUCUGCUAAGCGCAGCAUCUUGGAUAACAUCAAGCAAGCCUUCAAUCACAUGAUAGGCAACGAUGCAACUUCUCCACCUGUACGAGUUGCCAAACAGUCUUUCAAACCAAAGCCAUAUCGGACAAAAGCUUAUCACGUGUCUUCUAAAUUACAUGGACGGAAAAAAAGUAAGACCCCAAAACACAGAAUUCUGUUUCGUAAAUCCGUGGCCAAAAAGCCUCGGCAGAAGCAUAAAUACCAGAAAUUAUGGGUGAAAAUUGAUCCGAAGGACGUGAGAUCUAGAGAAGUUAGAGAGUUGGAAGAACCGGAAUUGCGUAAGAAUAAUCAUGAUCAUCACAACGACGAGAAGAAAGUUCAUGCAGGAGUACCCCGUCGUUUUGAUAGCAGCAAGCUUGGAGUCACUGAGAAGAUCUUGAUCUAUGUGACUAGAAUAAAGAACUCCGGGAACUGCAGUCACGGGGUCAAAUCAAAGAGACAUCGUAAAUCAGCCCUCAGUGACUUGGAUUUCGAAGACUUGUACAAGGACAAGAAUCUGAACCGUCUGAUCUCCAGCUUUGCUGACCGAGUGGUGAAAUCUAUUGAAGGGUCUUCCAGAUCUCUUCGGGAAUUGGAUCCACGUUUGAGAGUGAAAGUUGUCAAAGGUUCAUCUGCUUAUAGAGAUCCUGAAGAUUUUGAUAGUUCAGAUUCCGAGUUUACCAUCGACAUAUCGGAUAUGAACGCCGAUUCUGACGCCAAGUACUUAAAGCGCUCAGAUAAGAAUUUAGUUUCACGAUUAGUCGGAAAAUCUGCUAGAAAAAUGAAUUUAGAGGAUGACUUUGGCAAGAAACGCAACAAUUGGAUCAGAGAAGUCCAGCGGAAUGAAAUCGUUCGGAAACUUAGGCAUAGAUUGCUGUCAGAGUUAGAAAAACGCAUGGAGUCUGAGAAAAUGAAAGACUUGAAGAAAAACGUAGAGUAUGAUAGUCCCAGUUUUGACGAGCCUGUUAGGAGGAUCGACAAACUAGGAGAGAAGUUCAAAAUAAUGUACGCGAUGCACAACAGUCCAAGGCAAGCUAUCAAAAGCUUCAGACGCAAAAGACAUGACGCCAGUUCAUUGCUAGAGGGCGUUUACUUCGACAACCAGAAGGAUAAGAAGCUAAUGAAGGCGCUGAUUGAUCAGAUUUUUGAUGUCCAACGUGGAGUUAACACCACUCUGCAGAUAAUAAAACGAAGGCUAGCUUCUCCAUCAGAUUUUGAUUCCAUGCGUGAUCGAAGGCUGGCAAAAAAAUCUGCCAAGAAAGUUAAGAAAAAAGCUCCAAAGAAGAAAGCUAAAAAGAGCGUUGGUCAUAAGAAGAAGUUAAAGUCUAGAUAUGACGCAGGUCAUAUGGAGGAAUUGAGAAAUGAUAUCGAGCAGAUUCUGAAGGAGGAUACCAAAAGGAAGAAAAGAAACCUAGCAGGGUUUCAAAAACGAAAGAUUCUUUCCGUAGCGUAUGACUACGACGAAGAUGAUCAUUUUGAUAACACGGAAGAGACUGAAGUCAAGAUUAGGAAUGUCAAAAUAAAGUUCAAGGACAAACAGCCCAAAGAGGAUAGGAAAGAACGGAGUAACAAGCAGAACAUCAAGCAGAGGUCUCGUAGGAGAAAUCUUCAGACUAACAAUGAUGUCGAUUGCGUGAAUUGCAUCUGUGACCUGGAAGCUAGCAUUCUGACCUUCAAGAGCAUGGUCUCUGAGAGACACAACCUGCUGGACAGAAUCGCGAGUUUCAAGUGUAAGAAGUUUGUAGACGUGGGGGACAAACUAGAGCUUGCGCCAUCUAGGGUCAUUGAGGAGAUUUAUCCUGCGCAGAAGAGCCUCGCGCAGGCCAAGGGGCUCAAGUACAUCCAGCUGACGGACUUGGAGAAAGUUUUGCAGGCUGGAGAAGGCGUAGGCCGCGACCACGAGAUUCUGUCUUUCCCGGGCGUAGAUUUAGUGAUUCCUUGCAACAGAGAGGGUGGGUUCAACUGGAUGCUCAGUAUCAGCAAGCCUAACUACACUUGGACUCGACAAGAUGACAUUCCUGUCUCUGGGACGGUUCAUAAGAACGGGAACCUAGAACUCAAUAGUCUGAGUAUCCAAGAUGCAGGAAACUACUCUUGUACUCUAACCUACGUGGAUCCAGACAACGAAGAGGUAGUCAAGCACAUCUACAAACAUGGCAUUCAAGUAGUCACGCUUCCGCGCUACUCUUUACGCGGUGGUAACCGCUACCGGGUUGGUAACUGUGAUGAAGAAGCUUUAGAGAUUCUAGCGACUUAUUUGCCCCAGAAGUUUAAUGGAAUUUUAUGCAAGCGCCAUCUUUGUGACACGUUUAUCUUCGCUCCGCAGUGUAACGACCACGAAGCUACGAUCAAAGUCCUGGUUACUCUUUCUUCUUUGUCCAAGACUGUGCCGUUUUUGUCCAAGUGUGGUCUCAGGUGCCACAAAGCUAUCCAAGACAAACUGAUUUUGUUGCUGAGUCAAAAUCUCAGCACCAUCUUGACUAAAAACAUUGUUUUUAGAUUGUCCCAAGGGGGACGCCAAAUAUUGGAGCCCAUUUCCAGAGCAAGAUUCCAAAGAAAAAAAGAUCAUCAUGAAGUUUUUGCCCGCGGCGCUGGCGUCGGGCUUCUUGUUGGCUGCCCUGCAGGUUAUGGGCUUAGUUCUAUUAAUUGUGUUCCUUGCUCACCAGGGUUUCACAGCCAAGAUUUAUCACCGCAAUGUCAGAGGUGUCCAGUAGGAUCCUACCAACCUAAUUUAGGGUCUAGAGUUUGUAGGUUAUGUACUAACCCGUUUAUUGAUGGCUGUUAUGAUAUGCUAUGGACUUCGCCAAUAACUCUGGGUACUUUUUCCGUAGUUAUGAUUGUUUUGGUUAUCGGGCUGAUUCUUUGCAUAACAAUAUCCUGCGUACGGAAAGACAAAGACAGGGAUAAAUGUUUGAUAAUUAACAACGAAUCACGGAAGCCGUUAAUUAGCUCUCGGAAUAACGAAGAUCGUACUUGGAGGAAAAAAGUUGAUUAUAAAAAUGGGAAAAAUGAACGACCUUUUGUUUAUGGUGUUGAUGUAUUUCCGAAAAGAAAAAAAACUAAAAUUGAAGCAAAAAGAAAAGAAACUUUAACUUGCGCUGAUUCUGAUAGUAUCGAUUGUCUUGAGUGUAAAAAAUUAAAUUUACAAAAUUAUGGCUCAAAAAAAAAUCAUAGACCUCCAGUACCGUACCCAGAUUUUGAUAAAUAA